Molecule: messenger RNA, 1349 nt
Organism: Lotus japonicus
Lineage: Eukaryota; Viridiplantae; Streptophyta; Magnoliopsida; Fabales; Fabaceae
Exons: 8
Coding region: 48-956 (302 amino acids)
Source: RefSeq, a predicted model, not a curated record
UAGAUAUUUGGAAGACACAUAAAGAGAUUGAUUUUAUCCGGUAAGAAAUGGCAAUGGCGAGUGGAUGUUGCUGCCGCCGUUAUUUGCCAGACUCCAAUUCCUUCUGUGCCUCCUCCGCCGACAACCACCGUCUUCGUUUGAGGCGAGCUGUAACCGUUUCCGUUUCCGCUUCUGUUUCUACCUCCAACGACGAUGAUAACACUCGCGCUUCUAGCAGUGGAAGAAGAAGCCAAGCCGCCGUCAAAGGCUCCGGAACCACCGCCAGAACUCGCAGAUUGCUCAGAAUUCGCGAAGAGAAGCAGCAGCGGGAACACGACCGCGUCCACAACUACCCUGCUUGGGCAAAAGUCCUGGAAAAUGCUUGCAAAAACGACACCGAACUCCGUGCUGUUCUUGGAGAUAGCGUUGGCAACCCUGAACUCAUGAGGAAGCGGGUGGAAGAGAGAGUACGGACGAAGGGGAGAAACUUUAGUAAAUCAAAAACAGGAUCUGUGGUUGCUUUCAAAGUCAGCUUUAGAGACUUCAAUCCAACUGAUUCAUAUAUCUGGUUUGAAUUGUAUGGAUCACCAUCUGAUCAGGACGUUGAUCUAAUUGGUAGUGUUAUUCAGUCAUGGUAUGUCAUGGGUCGCCUUGGGUCCUUCAAUUCUUCAAAUUUGCAGAUGUCAAAUUCAUCAAUGGAGCAUGACCCUCUAUACGAUGCGGAGCAGGGUUUUAAAGUGAUGCCAUCAUCUUUCCAUGAUAUCAGUGACAUUGAGUUCCAGGAUAACUGGGGACGUGUUUGGGUGGACCUGGGUACAUGUGAUUAUUUAGCAAUUGAUGUGCUUCUCAACUGCCUAACUGUCUUAAGCUCAGAAUAUCUUGGUAUCCAACAAGUUGUUUUUGGUGGUCGCUGCAUGGGUGAUUGGGAAGAGGGGAUGACAGAUCCUGGGCAUGGUUACAAAUACUUCAAGAUAUGAACUGAAAUAGACGCAAUUCAUAUCAUUACUUGCUCUGUGCUUUCGAUUGGUUGAAAAAAAAUGUCAGCAAGAGGUUCAAUAACUUUGCAUCGAUGAUAAAACAUGUUCUCUGGUUUGUGUUUGUGUUUGUGUUUGUGCAAUCCUUUGCUUGAAUCUUCAUGUACAAAUAUUUAAAUUCCAUCCAGUUCCUAGUUGUUCUUGGUUACUACAUGCCCCAUAGGAUUUUUUGUACAAUUCUAAGCUAGAAAGCUUGAGUAUCAGCUGUGUUGUGGCUGAUAUUAGAAAGAAAAGACUUAGUGAUGGGAAUUAAAUAGCUUCAAAUGGGCAUGCAGCUUGUGAAAUGUUUUCCAUUUGAAAUCUUAUAUUGAUGAAGUAUCAAACUUGUUCAUGAAA